GGCGCCGCCGGGAGAUGGCCUUGCCCUGUUGGCGGCAUUUGAUUUGUAGCUGCCUCCUCUGCUCAGUACAUGGCAUUGUACCUGAGCCUCAAAAUGUAAGAGUUCAUUCAGUUACUUUUAACAGCACUCUCCAGUGGGAUCCACUUGCUUUUCACAAAGAGAAUGUGACUUAUACAGUUCAGUAUGAAAGACAUUCUGGUGGAUUCACUGAUCUGUGCACAAGAAUUGCUUUCACAGAGUGCAGUAUAUCAAGUAUACCCCUACAUGGUAAUUAUACUGUAAGAGUUAGAACUGAAUCUGAGAAGGAACAGUCAAACUGGAAAAGUAUCACCUUCACACCAAUAGAUACUGUUAUUGGACCCCCUGAAGUACUUGUUGAACCAAGACCCAGGGCUUUGUAUGUAGAAGCCAGAGGUCCUUUUUUUCAACAGAAUGGUGACCGUUGGCAUAUACAGGACUUUUAUGGUAAUGUGGUUUACAGCGUGCUAAUCUGGAAGAAAGACUAUGGUGAACAGAUGAACAUUGUGAAUAUAAAGUAUGAUUCGGAAAAACUGUCCAACCUGGAUCCCUGGACAACAUAUUGCAUUCAAGUUCGCGUAUUUGUUCCUGAAUCAAAUAAAACAGGAGAGUGGAGCAAAAUGUCCUGUAUUUCAACAACUGAUGACGGUAUAAGUUCAACGCUGCUGACUGUUAGUCUACUAUCAGUGUUAAUAGUAUUUUUUCUCUGCUGCUGGAUGUCUUUAUAUGUUUACCAACAGGUCAAAUGUGUCUUCCAUCCUUCAUAUUCUUUGCCACAGCAUUUCAAAGAGUUUCUAAGCAAGCCUUUUUACAGUUCACAGUCUCUUGCACUACAAGGAGAAGAUUAUUCCCAUGAGAAGAUAACUAUAGUUUCAGAGAUCUCAAAAAAUGGUACUGAUGAAUCUGAGGAGCAAGUGAACAAUGCAAAGCAGCAGCUCCAAAACUCCAAAGAGAUCUCUGAGGCCAAAAAAGUUUCAGACUUUCCACUUCUGUACACUGUUCAUACUGAAUGGUACAUUGCACAGCAAUCAGAAGAAAUUUUACAAAGCAGCAGUUAAUAAUUCACGUUACCAGUCUCAAAAUUGUAAUUUUGCAUACAGUUUUAUCAAA
This is a messenger RNA of Gekko japonicus, 1128 nucleotides long. RefSeq names its product interleukin 10 receptor subunit beta (gene IL10RB). The record is from RefSeq and is a predicted model, not a curated record. NCBI's taxonomy places the organism in Eukaryota, Metazoa, Chordata, Lepidosauria, Squamata, Gekkonidae. The coding region runs from base 15 to 1076 and encodes 353 amino acids. The transcript has 7 exons. Gene Ontology annotation, molecular function: protein binding; interleukin-10 receptor activity.